AGUAUGACUAGCCGAAUCACCUUCGAUAGAGCUAGCCAUUUGUCCUUUGUAGUCAUCGAGCAACCACUGAAUUGGAUGGUGGGGUGUCAAUGGUGAGCACUUGAAGAUCAUUUCAUUCGCCAGUCUCCAUGCGUCUGACGACGGCGCAGAGACCCACUUGGAGGGUUUAAUAUGGGGAGCGAGAGAGAGAGAGAGAUCGAGAGCGAGAGUGCAGAGAUGAGGGAGGGCAACGUGGUGCUAUUCCCGUUCUUGGCGCACGGCCACAUGAACCCUUUCCUUGACCUCGCUCGCCUGCUCUCCGCCCGCUACCCUCACCUCACCCUCACCCUCGUCACGACCUCCGGCAACCUCGCUGGCUUCCGCCGCCUCCAGCUACCUACCUCCAUCCGCCUCGUCGCCCUUCCCUUCUGCCCCUCUGAUCACGGACUCCCUCCCGACGCCGAUACCUCCUUCGCUCUCCCGCCACACCUCGUAACCCACCUGAACCACGUUAUCGAGGGAUGCCUCCUCCCCUCCUUCCGCCGCCUCCUCUCCGACUUGAUCUUCGCUGCCUCCCCUCCCGUAAUCUGCGUCAUCGCCGACAUGUUCCUCGGCUGGACGGCCCCGGUGGCCAAAGAGCUUGGCGUCUUCCACGCCACCCUCUACACCUCCGGCCCUUAUGCCAUGUCCAUCUAUUAUUCCAUUUGGAUUAACCUUCCGCACGUUGAUGGGAGCGACGGCGAAGACGAUGAGAUUGCCGUCCCGGGUGUCCCCGGCGUCACCGUGCGCCGCCGCCAGCUGACGCCCAACAUGCGCUCCGCCAGAUCACCCGACCACAAGGGCGCCGCCUUUGUCCGCCGCCAGGCAGUGCUCUGCAGCAGCUCCGGCGCCACCCUCUGGAACACUGCCGAGGUCCUCGAGAAGCCGUUCCUCGACGCCUGGGCCAGGUCAACCGGCCAGCCGGUCUACGCCGUGGGUCCCCUCUUCGCCGCCGCCGGUCGAGUAGCAAGAGGCGACGGCGGGCUCGCUGCGGAGUGCCUCGCGUGGCUGGACCGCCACGUUUCAGCGUCCGUGGUCUACGUGUCGUUUGGGUCACAGAACCGCUUGCCGGCGGAGGAGGCGGCGGAGCUAGCGGCAGCGUUGGAGGAGCAAGGAAGACCGUUCCUGUGGGCAGCCCCAGCGCCUGACCAGGCCCCGCCGCCACCACCUGAUGGGAAGAGCGAGUGGACGUCGGGACUGGUGGCGCGGGGUUGGGUCCCGCAGGUGGAUAUCCUGAGGCAUGCGGCGGUGGGCGCGUUCGUGAGCCACGGGGGGUGGAACUCGACGCUGGAGAGCCUCCGGUUCGGGGUGCCGGUGGUGGUGAGACCGAUGGGAGGCGAGCAGUUCUGCAACGCGAAGCUGGUGGCGGAGGUGCUGGGGGCGGGGGCGGAGGCGGUGGGGGGCAGGGAGGUGGCGGAGGCGGUGGCGGAGGUGAUGGGGGCGGGCGAGAGGGCGAGGGAAGUGAGGCGGAGGGCGAAGGAGAUCGCGGAGGGUCUAGCGGCAGCAGUGGAGGGCGGCGGCAGCGGGGGCCAGGGGGCGUCCCUGACGGCGUUGGACGAGUUCGUGAAUUCGGCGACAAGUCGCGUCACGUGUGGAGCAGCAGUGGGAGUCGAUGUCUAAUUUGAAACGUGUCCUCAUGCACGUGGGGUCCACCGUCCUUUUUCUGUGAAUCGACAAGACAGCGAGGGUAUCUGUUGUCUUUUAAUUUCUAUAGCCUCUUUUCUUGCCUCGGGUUGUCAGACUAAUGAGGGUAUCGACCCUAAUAAUCGAAAACGCGUGUCUGCA
Messenger RNA from Musa acuminata AAA Group (dessert banana), 1803 nucleotides. RefSeq names its product crocetin glucosyltransferase 3. The transcript has a single exon. The record is from RefSeq and is a predicted model, not a curated record. Lineage: Eukaryota; Viridiplantae; Streptophyta; Magnoliopsida; Zingiberales; Musaceae. Bases 172 to 1638 code for a protein of 488 amino acids. Gene Ontology annotation, molecular function: UDP-glucosyltransferase activity.